GCCUUACAUACAAUGAAUUAUGGACGAUCCCAGCGUAGACAAACCUAUCAAAAAGAUAAUCGAAGACAUUGUUUGGUGCUCCGGCGAACCGUUUUCCGUCAACCCAUCAGUGGUGAACUUGCUCUUUAGCCACCUUCGGUCUUGGGCGUCUCAUCUCGCAAGACAGUUGUACAAUGAUCAGUUUAAGCUCUCCAACCUUCUGAAUGCCAUACGCGAGGAUCCCCUGAAACUCGCCCAUGUGGCAGAUUACCUUCGCAUCACAGGUGGUGGUCCUGAAGUCAGGGUCAGCAAACUUGGUCUGGACUUGAACGAGGUUGUCGAGGCUUCUUCGGAUGACGAUGUUCUUCUGAACCACAUUGCUGGUUUGUGCGCGAAGCUCGACAUACACUUACCGGACUAUGUGAACAAAUCAUUUUCCAAAAUCCUUCUCCCUUUUAUCCGCGGUCGCAGAUUACGGUUGUCUCGGAUCGAUAAUAAGUUUGCCUGUGCAUCGGUGGCCUGCUAUCUCGCAUUUACACGAUUGAGACAAUCUGCAACAUUUCUGAUUCUCACACAACCCUUCCGCGGAGAGAUACUCUGGCGAUGGAUCUUCUGUCCAUGCGAUAAAUCUCUGCCAAUCGCAGAACAGAGAGGAGAAUGCUUGCGUGUACUUGCUCACCUGCUAACGAGUGAAAUCUUGGAUGUAAUUGACCUUGUUCUUUUUUAUCGUCCAAAAUUGAACAUCGGUUUACAAACCCCACUGACCCCCGUUGAAGUGGAGAGGGCCAUCGGAUUGUUGUCAUCUAAACGAUCAAAGAGAAGUUAAUACUUCCGCCCAUUUAGUCACAUGUAAAUACACCCUAUCUCUCACUGGA
Dicrocoelium dendriticum is the source of this 854-nucleotide messenger RNA. Lineage: Eukaryota; Metazoa; Platyhelminthes; Trematoda; Plagiorchiida; Dicrocoeliidae. The record is from the annotation of a GenBank genome assembly.